Caenorhabditis bovis is the source of this 939-nucleotide messenger RNA. The record is from the annotation of a GenBank genome assembly. NCBI's taxonomy places the organism in Eukaryota, Metazoa, Nematoda, Chromadorea, Rhabditida, Rhabditidae.
AUGGAGGAGAUCAGCAGAAGGAACGCGUACAAAUUCGUCGCCUACUCGGCUGUCACCUUCUCGGUUGUCGCCGUGUUCUCGCUAUGCAUCACUCUUCCGAUGGUCUACAACUAUGUGCACAAUGUGAAGACUCAGAUCAACCAUGAGAUCGGCUUCUGCAAGCAUUCAGCCAGGGACAUCUACUCGGAAGUCAACCACAUCCGAACCAAUCCCAACAAUUCGACGAGACAGAAGAGACAGUAUGAUGAUUUCGGUGCCACCAACAACUAUGGUGGAAAUGGUGGAGCUGGCAACUAUGGAGGAUCUUCCGGUGGUGGACAGUGCGCGGGAUGCUGCUUGCCGGGACCAGCCGGACCACAGGGAGCGCCAGGAAAGCCGGGACGCCCAGGUCGUCCAGCAGCCGCCGGACUUCCAGGAAACCCGGGAAGACCACCAGCGCAACCAUGCCAUCCGAUCACUCCACCACCAUGCCGCCCAUGCCCACAAGGACCACCUGGACCACCAGGACCACCAGGACCAAUUGGAGAUGCCGGAGCCCCAGGACAGCCAGGAUACGGAGGAGGUGUUGGCACUCCAGGACCAGCCGGACCGAAGGGAGCCCCAGGACCAGCCGGAGGACCAGGACAGCCGGGAGCCCCAGGACGACCAGGACAAGAUGCUCAAUCGCAGGUUACCCCAGGAACCCCAGGACCAGCCGGACCACAGGGACCACCAGGACCUGCCGGAGCUCCAGGACGCCCAGCCGGACCAGGAUUCCCAGGACCACCAGGACCAAAGGGACCAUCGGGCGCUCCAGGACAGCCAGGAGCCAACGGAAACCCAGGCGCUCCAGGACAGCCGGGACAAUCGGGAGGCGCAGGAGAGCGCGGAAUCUGCCCGAAAUACUGCGCCAUCGACGGAGGAGUGUUCUUCGACGACGGAACCUUCAGAAUGCGUUAA